Fonsecaea nubica is the source of this 1761-nucleotide messenger RNA. RefSeq lists its product as hypothetical. NCBI's taxonomy places the organism in Eukaryota, Fungi, Ascomycota, Eurotiomycetes, Chaetothyriales, Herpotrichiellaceae. Gene Ontology annotation, molecular function: NADP binding; flavin adenine dinucleotide binding; N,N-dimethylaniline monooxygenase activity. Bases 1 to 1761 code for a protein of 586 amino acids. The record is from RefSeq and is a predicted model, not a curated record. The transcript has 4 exons.
AUGUCGCCCAUUGCCACUGCAGACCUCGAGGCACCGCCCACCAACGGCCAUAUUCCCACCGACUCGGAGACCAGAUGUCGCCGAGCACCAAUUCAUGCCAACAGACACAUGCGGGUGGUCUGCAUCGGGGCGGGCGCCUCGGGAAUCUACAUGGCCUACAAGCUGAACCACUCAUUUACCGACUUCUCCCUCGACGUCUACGAGAAAAACUCCGACAUCUCGGGCACAUGGUACGAGAACCGCUACCCCGGAUGUGCCUGCGACGUCCCCGCUCAUAACUACACCUAUUCCUUCGAGCCAAAGUCGGACUGGUCGGCGAACUAUGCCACUUCCAAAGAGAUCUUUAAGUACUUUGCGGAUUUUGUCGACAAGUACGACCUGCGGAAAUACAUCACCUGCAACCAUGAAGUCGUCGGGGCGCACUGGGAUCGGGACAACAAUGAAUGGGUGGUCCGAGUCCGACGACCAAGCAAGAAUGUUUUCGAACAGCGGUGUGACUUUCUGAUCAACGCUGCUGGCAUUCUGAACCAUUGGCGAUGGCCAGCAAUCCCAGGUCUUCACUCUUUCCAGGGUGACCUCGUGCAUAGCGCUGCUUGGGAUGAGAAGCUGGACGUGGCUGGAAAGCAUGUUGGCCUGAUUGGGAACGGCUCCUCGGGCAUACAGAUUCUACCCAAGAUGCAAGAGCAAGCCCGUCAUGUAACCACGUUUAUCAGGGAGCCUACCUGGGUAAGCCCCGUUAGAGGUAUGGAGUAUCAUGAAUACAGCGACGAAGAGAAAGAAAUGUUUCGCCUCAAGCCCGAGCUCUGGCUGGAAAUGCGGAAAAAGGCCGAAAAAGCAAUGGCUUUGGUCUUCCCAUUGAUGCUCAAAGGAUCUGCCAGUCAGGAAGCAGCAGCAGCGUACAUGAAGAGCCAGAUGGUACAGAAAAUCAACAACGACGAGCUGGCACAGAAACUCAUCCCAGAUUUCGCUGUGGGCUGUCGACGGCUGACGCCAGGGAUCAACUACCUGGAGAACCUGACAGCGAAGAAUGUCACCGCUCUGUAUGGAGAAAUUACGGCCAUCACUCCCACCGGCUGUGUGACCGAAGACGGCAAGGAGCACGAACUGGACGUUCUGAUCUGCGCCACCGGGUUCGACACCACUUUCAAACCACGGUUCCCCUUGAUCGGACGAACCGGCAAAGAUCUGGCAAAAGAAUGGGAAAUCGAACCGCGCAGCUAUCUCGGGAUGGCGGCCGCCGGGUACCCGAACUACUUCAUGUACCUGGGUCCAAACUGUCCCAUUGGCAACGGGCCCAUCAUCUUCUCGAUCGAGAUCCAGGGUGAAUACAUUGCCCACUUCAUGAACCGGUGGCAGAAGGAGGACAUCCUGACGUUUGACCCCAAGCCCGAAGCGGUGGAUGAUUUCAUCCACCAAAAGGACCUGUUCAUGCAGGAGACGGUGUGGAACAGCAACUGUCUCUCAUGGUACAAAAACCCACACACGGGCAAGAUCACGGCCCUCUGGCCCGGAAGCACGCUGCACUAUAUGGAGACCCUGGCCAACCCGCGAUACGAUGACUACAACGUCGAAUACCGUGGUCGGCGAUUCGCGUAUCUGGGCAUGGGUUUCUCCCAGGCGGAGCUGGACCCAGACGUCGAUGUGACGUACUAUAUCCGCAACAAAGACGACGACGCUCCCUUGUGCCGACCGCUGUUCAGCACACGGAACGCCAAGGACAUCACUCCUCGAAUGACCACAUUGGCCGAGGCUGGGCUGUAA